Molecule: messenger RNA, 465 nt
Organism: Ustilaginoidea virens
Lineage: Eukaryota; Fungi; Ascomycota; Sordariomycetes; Hypocreales; Clavicipitaceae
Exons: 1
Coding region: 1-465 (154 amino acids)
Source: RefSeq, a predicted model, not a curated record
AUGGGCAGGAAAUCCAGCCCCGAGCCUCGCGUCAAUCAUGGCUGGAUUCCAAGGCCCGUCUCUUGUCCCAGUUGCCGCUCGCAUCUUCUGCUCGCAUCUUCAAUGCACAAGCAAGACGUCGGGUCGACAAAUCUCCCAGCAAAGCCGACUGUCGAUGCGACUGCUGAUGGCGGAGGCAGCCGAUUUUCAGAAACGAGCCCGGGCGGGGGUCCUGCUGCCCGGUGCCUGCCUGUGCCUGCACAGUUGACGUUACGACGCGAUGCCAGCAGACCAGCCGUUCCCCGGUACAAGCAACACGGGCUGCCGGGACAAACAAGCAAGCUUUGGGCUAUUCUUAACCCGACGCAAACUUGGGCACCUUGUGCGCAGCAGCGGCCUCUUGGCGUAACAAACACCAGACACGACAGAUACGGAGCAGGCGCAGGAACGUGGUCCGUCGACGAUAGGGCACAUGGCGCCUCCUGA